Fusarium tjaetaba is the source of this 1062-nucleotide messenger RNA. RefSeq names its product d-amino-acid oxidase. Bases 1 to 1062 code for a protein of 353 amino acids. The record is from RefSeq and is a predicted model, not a curated record. Lineage: Eukaryota; Fungi; Ascomycota; Sordariomycetes; Hypocreales; Nectriaceae. The transcript has 5 exons. Gene Ontology annotation, molecular function: FAD binding; D-amino-acid oxidase activity.
AUGAGUGCACACGAUAGUAUCGUUAUCUUGGGAGCUGGCAUUAUCGGCCUUGAUGUUGCUCUUGUCCUGGCAGAAAGAGGUUAUGGCAAGUCCAUUACAGUCAUCGCCGAACAUCUUCCCGGCGAUACGGCACUGAACUAUACUUCCCCCUGGGCUGGCUGCAACUUCUCAGCUAUCUCGGGUACAGAUGCUAACGCCCUGAAAUGGGACAAGGCAGGAUAUUUCCAUCUGAGCAAGCUUGCUUCUGAGAGGCCAGAGCAGUCAUAUGUCAAACGAACUCCUUCGACAGAGCUUUGGGACGAUAAUGUUCCCCGUGACAAGAUCCAGGCAAUGUCUGAGUAUCUAGAAGACUUCGAAGAACUGCCAACCUCUGAACUGCCCGAGGGCGUCAAGUUUGCUGUCUCAUUCACUACCCUCACUGUCAAUGCGCCCAAGCAUCUUCUCUAUCUCUAUGAGAGAUUGAAGAAGGACUAUGGUGUUCGCUUUGUUCGCCAGAAGCUUCCGGAUCUUCAGACUGCAUUCUUUAGCCAGUUUACCCAGAUUGUGUUCAAUUGUACUGGCAACGCUGCGCGAAAGUUGCCAGGAGUUGAGGACCCCAAGUGCUACCCCACUAGAGGACAGGUCCUGUUGACUCAUGCGCCCGAGGUUCACACGAACAUCAUGAGACAUGGUAAAGAUUACGAGACAUACGUCAUCCCCCGCCCGUUUUCCAAGGGACACGUAAUUCUCGGAGGUUACAUGCAAAAGAGGAACGGUGACGGGGCCACCUACUCGUACGAAACAGAGUCCAUCUUGGAGCGCACCAAGGAACUCAGUGACGAAGUCAGGAGUGGAAGUCUAGAUGUUCUCGCAGCUUUCUCUGGCCUUCGUCCGUCCCGCGAAGGUGGCGCUCGAGUCGAGAGAGAGGAUUUGGUUGUUGCAGGACAAAAUCGCACAGUGGUUCACAACUAUGGUGCUGGUGGCACUGGGUUCCAAGCCGGUUAUGGCAUGGCCCUAGAUGCCGUUCGUGCCGCUGAGCCUGUUUCGUCCAAGCUUCAGACCGAACUCAAGUCGAAGCUGUGA